AUGGCCAGCCUAGACGGGGCGGGGAAGAGAGGAGCCAAGGGAGCUCAGCGAGGGAAGCAGAGCCUCUCGGGCGGGCCGGCGGGCGCCAGAGCGGGGCCCUCGUGGGCUCUCUGCCCCAGCGGGCCUCCCUCCCUCCCUGCGCCGCUGCGGCAGCGCCAGCCUCCAGCCAGGCCACGGGGGCAGCAGGCUCGAUCUGGGGCGCCGCAAGGCCCCGGGGCGGCUUCCCGGCCUCGAGUCAGCAGCCGGAGGCUUCCGGAGCCCGCUCGGCUGGUCUCGCUCUGCAGGCAGGGCUUCCCCGCGCGCCCCCCCCCCACUUCCGGGCUGGCUGCAGCCGCGCUCCCGCCUUGUGUGCCCCGAGCAGAGGCUGCGGCGGUGGCGGCGGCCAAGGACGGAGGCCCCGCUAAGCUGCCUCUGCUUCCCGGAGUUCCAUUGGCCUCUCUGCGCUGUCUGCAGGCUGGCCAUUCGCAGCCCGCGGCCUCUGCUGCUACUCCGUCCGCGGCUCGUCAGGGAAGAGAGGGGCGUGUGCCUGGGGCAGACCGCUGCGCCCCCCUGGCGGGGCCCCCUCGCAGGCACGCCCCAAGCCCGGCGGGCGACGGCUGGCUCUCCGCAUGCGCCCAGGGCUGGACGGGCUCCCUCGCCUCGCCCGGCGCCCUUCCCAUUGCGGGCGCCUCCUCCCCGUCGGGCUCCUUGUACGCCCGACGUGGCGGGCGGGCGGGCCAGCUGCAGGCCCGCCUGCGCCGCCCCCCGCCCGCGGUAGGCUGGGCUCAGGCAGGAGCUGCCCGCUUGCUGGCGGGGGAGGGAGCCUGCUUCUUCCGCUCGACGACGGGGCUGCUGGCUGUCGGGGGUCUCGCCGCCAUGAGCACCCGCGCCGUGAACCUGGAAAAGCACCGCCUGGCGCUGCUGGCUGCCAAGGGCGACGUGGUGAGCGGACGCGCCGCCGCCAGCUGGGCUCUCUUUGCCUAUGAGAAGUCGAAUGAGCUGAAGCUCCUGGAUUCCGGAGCGGGGGGCCCCGAGGAGCUGGCCAAGGGCCUCCAGAGAGGCAGCGUCAUGUACGGCCUGUGCCGCCUGCCCGAUGCCCGGACGGGCCACCCGCUCAUUGUGCUCAUCAACUGGGUUGGCGAGAACGUCCCGGACGCGCGGCGCCAGGCUUGUGCGGGGCACCUGCCAGCAAUCCGGGCCUUCUUCAAGGAAGCCCGCCUGGUGGUGAGCGCAGGCCGUGCUGAAGAGGUGACCCAGGAGGGCCUGCAGCGCAGCCUGGCCCUUGUCCCCCCCCCGGGAGGCGCAGCCCCCAAGAAAGCACCGCUUGGGGACCCCCAGGAGCUGGUGGGCACCAACUACCAGAAGACCAACCCAGCGCUGGAGGUCCUCCGCACCCAGCGGGAUUCCUUCUGGGCCCAGGCUGAGAGAGAAGAGGCGGAGCGGCGGGAGCAGGAGCGGCAGCGGGCCCAGGCGGAGCGCAGGCGCUGGGAGCGGAAGCGCGUGGAGGAGGAGAGGCGGGAGACGGCGGGGCGGGAGCAGCGGAUCCGGGAGAAAGAGCAGCUCCUCCAGGAGCAGAGAAAACAGGAGGCCCAGCUGAAGGCUGAGGAGCGCAGGAGGGAAGGGCCCCGAUGGGAUUCGGCCGGGACGGCUUGGCAGCACUCCGACACGCCCCGAGGCUCCUUCCAGCAGAGGGGCCGCUCGGGAUCUGCUUCGGGGGCCCCUGAGCUGUUGUCGCCAACAGGGGGCUCGGCUGCCACCCCCCGGCGGCCUUUCCUCCGCUACCAGCGCAGCCUCACGGAGACGGCGUACAUCUUCCGGGGCCCGGAUCCAGCAGGAGCCUCCCUGCCCUGCGCCAGGCCCCAGGCAGCCGCUCCUCCCAGCCCCCCCGUGAGCCCCAAGCCUCUGGCUGGCUCUGUCCCCAGCCCCCCAGCCCCCUCCAGGACCUGCUUCCAGGCCUGGCCCUCUAGCAGCUCUCCUGAGGUGGGGGACCAGCCCCACACGGCCCUGCCGGAGCUGGCUGCCCUCGGCCUGUGUGAAGCCAGACGCCCCUCCUCCCCCUGCAAUGGCCAUGGGGCUGGGCUGGAGCCUUCCUGCCCCGGCAGCCCUCUUCAGCCCCACAGAGCAAGCUCCCCACCUCUGGGCAGCCUGAGGGGCUCAGCCGCAGAGGGGCCGGUGCUCCAGAGUGACCCCUCCCAGGCUGAAGCGACCCCAGCUCCUGCCCUGGGGGAGGCCCUGCUGCCCCCUGCCCACUCCUCCAGCCCCGCCUCCUUCUGGAGUCCAGACAGGCCGCUGCUGCCCCAUGGCAACACCCUCGCUGAAGGGCCAGAGGGCUGUGGGGUGGCCAGUGGCUGGAGACCGCCCGCCGAGGCUCCUCUGUCCCCGGAGAAGGACCCUGCCACAGGCGCAGCACCUCCUGCCACCCCCCAGCUGGAGCCUGCCCCCUACUCUGGACACAAUGGGGCGACCGCGGUGCAAGAAGGGAACUGGCCCGGGGCCCCAGAGCUGGGCAAGAGAGAGCAGGAAGGCCUGCCUGCUGCUCCCGCCACCGACCCCCUGGAACAAGCCCCAGGGGAGCCCUGGACAGGCAGGGCUUGCUUCUUGCCCGGUGCCAAGGAGCACAGCGGCUAACAGGCCUCGGGGGGGGGGCCACCAAGGAGAUGCGGAGUGCCCCUCCCUGCCUUGCGCUCAGCCUGGAGCGGCCUGCUAGCCACCGGCUGCCCUCCCGACCCCACGCGGAGCACCCCCAGGGUGACUGCCACUGCCCCCACUUGCCGAUGCAGCUGGGAUGGACUGCCCCCCUGCCCCAGCCCCGCCUGCUGUUGCCUAAUAAAGCUUUUUGUGGGUCUUGUG
This is a messenger RNA of Hemicordylus capensis (graceful crag lizard), 2829 nucleotides long. RefSeq names its product drebrin-like. Gene Ontology annotation, biological process: neuron projection morphogenesis; positive regulation of axon extension; regulation of actin filament polymerization. Gene Ontology annotation, molecular function: actin filament binding. The transcript has 14 exons. Gene Ontology annotation, cellular component: postsynaptic density; cortical actin cytoskeleton; dendrite. The coding region runs from base 1 to 2607 and encodes 868 amino acids. The record is from RefSeq and is a predicted model, not a curated record. Lineage: Eukaryota; Metazoa; Chordata; Lepidosauria; Squamata; Cordylidae.